CUCGUGACCACCAUGUCCUCUAAUUCAACAUCAACUGUACCGGCUAGUGAUACUGACCCUGCACCCCCCGCUAGUACUGCAGAUAUGAUUGCAACAAAAUGGGCUCUCAUCAAGCAGGAAGUGGACUACAUCAUGACAAAGCCUGGCAAGGACGUCUCCUCCGUGAAUUGGAUGAACCUGCACACAUCGAUAUACCAAUACUACUCAGCCAUACCACAACGUGACAUCAGUCCGAGGCGUAAUGAGAUCAUAAUGGGCUGCCCAAAUUUACAUGAAUACCUCACUCAAUAUUUCAUUACCGACGUCGAGUCCCUCAGGAGUCAAUUUGAUAACCUCCAACUUGAAGAUGAAUUCCUUUUACGAUACUACGCCGGCGCAUGGGAAAGAUACUCAUCAGGUGCUAAAAUGAUCAGUCGCAUUGUUUCGUCUAUCAGAAUCAAUCGCGCGCACUAUGAGAUCGGAGAGGAAAGAUAUAAUCAAGAAGUACUUGAGGUACACACUCUCGCGUUCGUGCAUUGGAAAGAAAUUAUUUUUUUCCACCUGCAUAUAACACUUACCAGUGUUAUCCUCCGAUGGAUCGAGCGCCAACGGGACGGCGAGAUGAUCAAUCAGGGACUUGUCAAAAACGUGGUUGAUUCAGUCGUUUCUCUUGGUCUUGAUGUCUAUGAGGAGCAUCUCGAGAUACUGUUCUUGGACGCAGCAGAAAAGUAUUACAAGCCGGAGUCCCAGCUAUCCCUUGCAGAGGGCAAUUUGCUCCACUAUCUAACAAAGGCAGGGCAAUGCCUGAAGGAGGAACAGGACCGUGCCGACCAAUACCUGCCCCUUGGCACUCGGAAGAAACUUCUCAGCAAAUGCGAGUAUAUGCUGAUCCGACCGUACUCUGACCUCAUCUGGGAGACCUUCCAAAGGUCACUAGAUUUUCACAAAGAAGAAGUCCUGCGGUCAAUAGAACGGUUUGGGGAACAUGUGAAGAUGGCGGGUCUAGCUGCUGUUGAGAUACUCCUGGGUGAAAAAUCAGAGGAAGAUGAUUCAUUGGAUCCCACAGCAUACGUCGACACGUUACUUGAGGUAUCCCCCUAA
Molecule: messenger RNA, 1080 nt
Organism: Suillus subalutaceus
Lineage: Eukaryota; Fungi; Basidiomycota; Agaricomycetes; Boletales; Suillaceae
Product: Cullin repeat-like-containing domain protein
Exons: 6
Coding region: 13-1080 (355 amino acids)
Biological process (GO): protein ubiquitination; SCF-dependent proteasomal ubiquitin-dependent protein catabolic process
Cellular component (GO): SCF ubiquitin ligase complex
Molecular function (GO): ubiquitin protein ligase binding
Source: RefSeq, a predicted model, not a curated record